GAUGCGAGAUUAACAAAAAAGAUGGCGUCUCGUAGCCAUGUGGAUGUGAAUGAAAGAAGAUUGAGACCAAUUUAUGAUUGUCUAGAUAACGGAAACAACAAGAAAGCAAUUCAAGAAGCGGACAAAGUAUUGAAGAAACAGAAGGAUUUACAAUGUGCAAAAGUACUCAAGGCUCUUGCUUUACUGAGACUGGGACGACAUGAUGAAAGUUCUGUGUUGCUGAAGGACAUACAUGCUCAAAACCCAACAGAUGAGGCCACGCUUCAGGCCAUGUCCAUCUGCUACAGGGAGGUCUAUAAAUUGGAACUUAUUGCUGAUCUUUAUGAAAAUGCUCACAAGCAUCGACCGGACAAUGAAGACAUUUUGUCUUCAUUGUUUAUGGCAUAUGUCCGACUUGGAGACUACAAGAAACAGCAGCAGACAGCCAUGACAUUACACAGGCUGCAGCCCCAGAAAAACCCCUACUACUUCUGGGCUGUUAUGAGUAUUGUGAUGCAGGGUCACCAAGAUGAGAAGUUAGCCAAAGGCAUGUUUCUUCCUCUCGCUGAGCGAAUGACCAAAAAAUAUAUCGAUGAAGAAAAGAUAACUGCAGAAGCAGAGGUACAGAUAUAUCUCAUCAUUCUAGAACUUCUUGAGAAGUGGGAGGAUGCUUUGAAAGUUGUUGAAGGGUCACUUGGAGCAAAACUUACAAGUGAAUUCAACUUUCGAGAAAAUAAAACAGCAGACCUUUAUGCCAAAUUAGAGCGAUGGCCACAAGUCAACAGAGAGUACAAGAAACUUCUCAAGGACAGCCCAGACCACUGGAAUAACUGGCAGGAUUAUAUCCGUUCCUGUCUACAUCUGGUCGAGGCUAGCUGGACACCAGAUAAAGAUAGUGAAGAAGACAUUGACUACACAGAGGACAUGGCUGCCACGUUUAUUCAGGAGACUAUCAAGCAGUGUGAAGGUGGCCGUCCCCAGAGGGGUCCUUAUUUGGCCCAGUUAGAACUCAUCAGGCAGAUGAAGGAGAAAAAUCGGUGGAAAACAGACAAUACUGAAAGUGAACAAUUUGGGGAUCCUCUACAGCUACUCCAACGGUACUACGACUUAUUUGGAGAUAAACCAUGUUGUUUUGAGGAUAUGAAAACAUUUACUAAACUUCUAACGGAGGACAAAGAAACAAAGCUGAUAUCCAUAGUAACAGAAUCUGUCGACUUACCCAUACAGGAGGAGUCCAUAGGAUAUGCCUCUAGUGUAAAACAGAUGCAACGUCACAUCACACUACUGCAGCUGAUGCGAUACAUGGGGUACUACGACAAACAGUCGACAGAGGAAAGGCUGAUCUUAGUGAAGGAAUACAUACAGCGCUAUCAUCAUGGUCUAAGCUAUGGUACAGAACUGUUAAGUACAGACCUACAGUACUGUGAUAACUACCUCCUGUUAGCCGUGCUGCUGCUGCUUGAUAUCUGGAGGGAGUCUAAAAGCGACUCUCUCGUAUGGCAGGCAAUAGUGCAGUUAGAAAAAGGCAUUAAAAACAGUCGGUCCAACUUUCAUAUGAAGUUAAUCCUGAUGCGUCUAUAUUGUAUCAUGGGGGCAUAUGGUCCUUGUCACACAGUUUACGAGUCCAUGGAGGUGAAACAUGUGAUGAACGAUACCCUCGGGCAUACGAUAGCCAACCAUGUUGGGCGCCUGGGACAUUUUGUUGCAGCCUGUGCUAUGUAUGGGACGAUGCUGCGCUUUUUUGCAGUCAACCAUAAAGAGACAGCUGAGUAUUUGAUAGCCUCCUACAAGUACGGUUCUUUUAGCAAGAUUCAUGAAUUUGUGAAAUUCCGUGAGCGGUUACAAAAGUCUUUACAGUAUUCAUCUGCAAUGACUGAGAGUAUGCUGUUGGAUUUGGUGCUAGAAACCUCAAACCAUUUAAGCACAGAACAGAUGGUGAUAUAUAUGGAAAUUGAUCCAGAAAAAGAAAAAAAUGGAUAUGAUGAUCUUUGUGAUAAUAGGGAUUUCUCUGUCAUGGAAUCCUGGGAACCUCACUCAAGGUGUAGGCUUGAAGAGGCUAAACUACAUUCUCGGAAGGAAGAGAUACUAUGGUUAAAGGUGAGAAAGUUGACGUUACGGAUCCUCACAGCCAGUGUGAUGGUUGGCCAACAAUGUGUCAAAUCAGACAGUCAUACCAACAACGGAAUUAAAAAUGACAAAAAACCUCCACAUGAGGUCCUCACUGAUCUCCUUUCACAACUGUCCCAACACACAGAUUCUUGUAAGGAGUUCUCCACCCCGUAUCAGUACCCUGUCCACGGUCCAUUCAGGACACGAUUGUGUUCAUAUCUCAGUGAACGUCACUGCGAAGCUUUCACAGAUAUGAUCAGUAAUGUGAUGUAUGUUCACCACCUAUACGACAAUGGCCUAGAUACAAUAGACAACGAAAAAGAAGAAAAAUUUAGAACGUCUGUACCAGAUUUAAUUAGUGGUUUAAUAUCCAAGCACAAAGGUAGUGUGGUGACAGAUGGAGAAAACCGUAUCAACACAAGUAUUCUGGAAAACUUAGUCCUUAUAGCUGAGACCUUCUCCCAUGUUACGGUUCUGGUCGGAGUUUGUCAUCGGAUCCUCAAGCCUUUAAAGAGUCAGUGGAACAAAAAGAGUAAAAAGAGAAAAGGAGUGCCAUUGGAGGCUCCUUGUACGUUCGGGAGCUACAGCCAGAUGGUGGAAGGUUUAGACAAGGCAGCCAAGGAGCUACACCAAGCUAUCAGGGACAUGGAUCCAGUGUUUCUGACUCUCGACCUAAGCAAGCUCAACCUUACACAAAGUCUAUGUGAAAAUGAGGAAGACAGUGCUAUUGAAAAAGAGAUGUGGUGUAAGGUUGAAAACAGCUACCAGGUGUCGGCACGAGAAGUCACAGAAUUUCUCCACAACAAAAUGCAGUACUUGGGCACACUACGACUGUGAUAUGCAUAAUAUAAUAUAAACUUGAUGUGUGUGUUUGUAUACAGACACAAGGACAAUCAGACUAACGCCAGUAUACUGCCAACUGUUCCACAGAUACAUUGUCAGAUUUCAGCGGGGCUAUUUUACCAUUGUAGUACAGAUUACUGACAGUGUUUGUGGCCCCCCAGUUUUAUGGGGGUCACAUAGUGUUAGCAAUGUCUGUCUCAUCCUGUAACAUCCCGUCCCAUCCCGUUCCAAAUCAGUGACAUAUCUUGAGAAACCUGGAACAGAUUGGGGUUCAUCUAUUAUUUACACCAUUGUAUCAUAACAUCUAACUCUACACCUGGUCACAUUCUGGUGGUCAAGGUUAAAGGGUCAAAGGUCAAAGAUCUUUGACCCUCUUCUGCACGGAAUGCAUUGUUGCAUAGGUAGCAGGAGCAUUUAUGUUUUAAAAACGUUUUCUAGUUUUUGGUAUAUGUACAGCCAUUGUCAACAUUCUACCAUAUAAAGUAAUAUAAAACUAUGUGAAGAAUUCCUUCUGAUCUCUGUAUUAUUUAGAACCUUGGUGAUAAGGAGUAACCCUUUUUAUCCUGUUUGUGUGCCUGUAAACCAAGAAUUAGUCUGUUAUCAUUGUGAAAAAUGUGAAUGGGUUAUGAAUAUAGAAAGAUUCUGAUUUCAAUUGUCACCAAUAUUUUUUUAAUGCAAUUGGAUAUACAUUAUAUAAACUACAUCUCCCAACUCAUAUAAAGCAAUAUCAUAGAUGCAAAUAUUUAGAUGAUGUUAGGGUGUUCUAGGAAUGUGUUUAACAACUGCUACAUUUAUUGUAUCGAAGAUGUUUCACCUCCAACAGCUUAAACACUGUUAAAAGUAUAUGAACUGCAGCACCGAUGUGCACGGUACCAAAAGAGAUAUAUUUAUAAUUAUAAUUAACGCACACACAAAAAUGAAAGAUGGCCUAUAAGACUGAUACUUGCAUAACAAAUAUUGGGGCCAGGCACAAUAGAUUUUUUUCUGGAAAAAAUUAAAGAUGAUUAUUCAUUUGAACUUUAAAGAAUAUAAUAAGCUAAACCUUUUAUAGGAUGGCAAUAGCAUAAGGAUGUAACUUGUUAUAGUAUAAAAAUAAACAGCAAUCUGCUCCUGCUUUCAUUUGAUGAUUUUUGUCAGAGAUGAAGCAUCAUUUAAUGUAGAUUUAAAUGAUAAAUAUUCUUUUCAACCAGAUAUUUUUUUCAAAUGUUCAUGACGUAUGGAAGUAGUUGGUUUCAGGCAGAAUGGAUAUAAACAAUACAAAAUGUCAAUUCAGUUUACCUUGUAAUAUACAGUUUUCAAAAUGAUACAGUUUUCAAAAUGAUACGGAAAGGUGAUGCUUAAGAGAGUUAAAAUAAAGAAACAAUCAUUGUACCAACAGUACUAUAUAGCUAUUGUUAGGGCUAUUCCAUUGAAAUAUCUAACUGAUGCCGGGACUCCACAUUAAAUCACUUCUAUCCCAAACCUGGAGUCCUGGGGUGGGGUAGAUGUUUUACUAGAAAAGCCCUUAUUAGUAUUUACCAGGUGUAUUGGUGUAACAGAACGACGUCUGUUUUUGCCGACAGUGCUUUGUGUUUUAGAGUAUUGAACAAGUACUGUUACCAUUAUAUAUAUUUAGAAUGUUUGUGUAUUAAUUUUAUAGUACUUUGUAAAAUUGUCCUGUUAGUAACUGACAGUGUUUUUAUGUUACAUUCAUAAACAUGGACGAUAUCAUAUUGCAUUUAUAAACGUGGAUUAUCGUCGGUGAAUAUUAGUAUAGGGUACAUUUCAGUGGACACUGUUAAAGAUACUACAUCGCUGACAACUUAUAAAAUACCUUGUCAUGAAAAUACAUAAAUGGCACCCAGGGUAAGGAAAUAUAUCCAUUUGACGAAAUAAAAACAAAAAUAAAGAUGGCGUUCUUAAAAAAAUUAUUGCCUAGAUAUAAAGCUGAAAGUAAUGUACCUGAUAAAGAGGCAGAGUACAUAGAAUUUCUUCGGAUGCAAUUGAUUAUUAUCUCUUCAUUUCAAAUUUAGAAUAUGAAAAUAGAAUCUCAAACUUUUGGAGGGCGGUAGUAGCAUAUGGUACAUACAUAUUAGUGCUAUGUAAAAACACAACAGCCUAUUUUUGAAUUCAAUUGAUCACAAUUACUCUUUUUCGAUGAUGCAGCAUCUUUGACAUUUAAAGGGCCGCGGUGGCAAAGUGGUUAAGGUAUUCAACACUUUAUCACUAGCCGUCCACCUCUGGGUUGCGAGGUCGAAACCUACGUUGGGCAGUUGCCAGGUACUGACUGUAGGCCGAUGGUCUUUUUCCAGAGUACUCCGGCUUUCAUCCACUUCCAAAACCUGGCACAUCCUUAAAUGACCCUGGCUGUUAAUAGGAUGUUAAACAAAAACAAACAAAACAAACAAAUCUUUGAGAUUUAUAUUUGCAGUCCCCGCUAUAUGAGUUUAAACUGUAAUAAUGUAUUCCAUAUACAGUAGUGUCAGAAUUAAUACAUAAAUAAUUAAAGAGGGUAUAAAAACAAGUACUGGAUACUUACAUCAAUUUGUCUCCUCAAGAGAUAUUAAUAAAAUGAUUUAGAAAUGUAAAGUGAUGAAAGAAAGUAUCCACAAUGUUUUCUGUUCCACUGUGACAGAAUGGUUUGAUAUCUACUGUUUAGACAAAAAUGUUGAUCACUGGAUUGUGAAAAAUGAUUCUCAAUUAGUUUUUUGGCAAAUUGUGUAUCUAUCCAUUACUGAAGCAUUGAUGCAGCUACAUUUAGAUUGUGUAGGUCAGGUACAGGCCAUUUUAACCUUGUUUGACCUUGAGUUAGGGAGGUCUGACCUAUUAUUGUUGGUCCAGCUGUCCAGGUUUAGAGAACAGCCAGCCUCCUGGAGUACGUUGGUAAUUUUUUGAAUUUUAAACGUUGGAUCUACAUAUAUCCCUGUGUUCGGUUUAGCAUAUCGGAUGUGAGAUGUGUAAACAUCUAGUUUGGUAAAAUGCUGACGUGGACUAAAAAUAUUUUUUUAAAUUAUCUGGAUUAUACAUAUAUAUAGGUCAUGGCGUUAGUCUUAAUACAGUGAUUUAGUGUUGCGACAUAUAAUCAUGAAUUGAUGUCCAAACCAAUAUAUAGGGUAAAUUCUUAUUGGAUUUUCUUGGUUUCAUAUUCUGUUAUAGGAGUACUGGGGUUGGUUUGUUUGUCCGUCCCUCAGAGUUUUGAACCAAUGGAUUUACAUUUACAUGUAGGAGAGAAAGAUAAGAAAUGAUGACUGUCUUUGUUUUGUAUUAUAAGGCUAGUGUAGUUGGUACCUAAUGCUGUGACAAUAACCAGAAGCAUCUACUACUAAAAGCAUGUUGAGGAUUGGUCUGAUUUGAUAUUAAAUAGGUUUUGCUCAGAUUUGACUGUCAUGAAUAUGGAUAUUGUAUGUUAUGACUGUCAUGAAUAUGUAAAUUGUAUGUUAUGACUGUCAUGAAUAUGGAAAUCGUAUGUUAUGACUGUCAUGAAUAUGUAAAUUGUAUGUUAUGACUGUCAUGAAUAUGGAUAUUGUAUGUUAUGACUGUCAUGAAUAUGGAAAUCGUAUGUUAUGACUGUCAUGAAUAUGGAAAUUGUAUGUUAUGACUGUCAUGAAUAUGGAAAUUGUAUGUUAUGACUGUCAUGAAUAUGGAUAUUGUAUGUUAUGACUGUCAUGAAUAUGGAAAUUGUAUGUUAUGACUGUCAUGAAUAAGAGAAUUGUAUGUUAUGCCUGUCAUGAAUAUGUAAAUUGUAUGUUAUGACUGUCAUGAAUAUGUAAAUUGUAUGUUAUGACAGUCAUUAAUAUGGAAAUCGUAUGUUAUGACUCAUGAAUAUGGAAAUCGUAUGUUAUGACUGUCAUGAAUAUGGAAAUUGUAUGUUAUGACUGUCAUGAAUAUGGAAAUCGUAUGUUAUGACUGUCAUGAAUAACGAAAUCGUAUGUUAUGACUGUCAUGAAUAUGGAAAUUGUAUGUUAUGACUGUCAUGAAUAUGGAAAUUGUAUGUUAUGACUGUCAUGAAUAAGAGAAUCGUAUUUUAUGACAGUCAUUAAUAUGGAAAUCGUAUGUUAUGACUGUCAUGAAUAUGGAAAUCGUAUGUUAUGACUGUCAUGAAUAUGGAAAUUGUAUGUUAUGACUGUCAUGAAUAUGGAAAUUGUAUGUUAUGACUGUCAUGAAUAUGGAAAUUGUAUGUUAUGACUGUCAUGAAUAUGGAAAUUGUAUGUUAUGAAUGUCAUGAAUAUGGAGAUUGUAUGUUAUGACUGUCAUGAAUAUGGAAAUUGUAUGUUCUCUCUGUUCUAAAACUAAGGGUCAUUUUCUGCUAGUAUAUAAAUGUCUUGUAGAUUUUGGCAAAUAAGGAUUUUUGUAAUUACGUUUCAAAAUGCAUGUUUUGAUUGUAGGAGGAAAAUAAGUAUAGUAUAUUGAUACAAAAGAAUUUACAUGUAUAUCCUGUUAAUUUUGAGGAAAAAACUAUGUAUGAAAAAUGUGUCUAAACUGUGAUAUUCCUUUUUUCCAUAUAUUAUUCUGUGAACUUUUUGAUGAUUAUUUAAUUUUCAGAUACUUGGAUAUAGAAUAUGUAUCUUUACAUGUUAAAGCUAUGCCAUUGGGUUGUUACAUAGGUCUUGGUUUUGUAAUUUGAUGUUGUGUUUGCAUAACAAGAAAUCAUGCAUAAUUUAUACCAGAUUUGUGUUAUUGGAAUUUCGAGAAAUAUUUUCCCCUCCUGACUUCUUGAGAAAAAAUUUUCAAAAUGAAUGCAACUAUUUUCAAAACUUACCAAGUUUGUUCAAAUGAAUGACUAUGACCUACUAAAUAUAACAAGGGUCAAAAAUAAAUUAAUGAUUCAUAUUUGAAACUCUAUUUGUUAAAAUUUCUUCAUCAGUAUAUAUAUAUAGGACAUGGAUAUUGAUGAACAUAUAAUGUAUUCAGUUUGUAUCACAGUUGUUAAAAAGGAAACUUUGGCUUAUUAAAUACAAUUCCAUAACUCAA
Pecten maximus is the source of this 7881-nucleotide messenger RNA. Its product is annotated as N-alpha-acetyltransferase 25, NatB auxiliary subunit-like. Gene Ontology annotation, molecular function: protein-N-terminal amino-acid acetyltransferase activity; protein binding. Gene Ontology annotation, biological process: N-terminal peptidyl-methionine acetylation. The record is from RefSeq and is a predicted model, not a curated record. Lineage: Eukaryota; Metazoa; Mollusca; Bivalvia; Pectinida; Pectinidae. Gene Ontology annotation, cellular component: cytoplasm; NatB complex. The coding region runs from base 22 to 2925 and encodes 967 amino acids. The transcript is spliced from 28 exons.